AUGUCUCUACAGCCUUUUACAAACGAGCAGCUGAAUUACUUCAAAUUUGCCUCAGUUGUACUUAAUGAGUUCGCCACUGCUUUGCGUCAGACGUUCAAAUCCAUGUGGGACAACAGAUAUGGACAUCGUUCAGGGUAUCAACUGUGGGAUAACUCCAUGGUAGUAAGAAAUUUGUUUCUCGCUGAAGAGGGUGGAAAAACUAAAGUUCCCACACACAUCUCCUAUGAAGAAUGGGAUUGUACCGCUCUGUUCCAGGCCACCAUCUAUGCAAGGUCUUUCGCUAUGCCAGAUAGCAAAGGUCAUUACAAGACACUUGGUGAACUGUACAUAAAGCACCACAAAGUGCCUCUUGGAAAGUUCCAUCCAUCUGUUGCGAGUCCAAGUGGAAAUACAGCCGAAACCUUCGCUCUCGCGAUUGAUCAGCUUCGACUUUUACGAAACUCGCUUUGUCACUCAGACAAGUCAGAGAUUGAUAAACCAACCUUUGACCAAUACGUGCAGCUCGCUAAAGAAGCAUUCAAAGCUCUUGGUAUCAUGACAGAUCCCAUUGAUGCCAUCGGUGGAUUGACAGAGUCUGACUUUCCCACGAAAGAAGUUCGCAAAUUGGAAGAAAGUUUCAGACAGGAGACCAGAUCAUAUAUCGAGUGUCUCGAAGAGGUGCAGUCAGGUGUCGACAAAUUAGUAGCACAGGGGAAUGCUAUCGCUGUGUUGGAGGGAAAAAUAGAUGAUUUGAAACUUAAGAUGGAUCAAACUCAAACAGGUAUAAACUGAUUUCAAUCAGUAACUUAAGUAACUUAACAGUAAGAUGCAUUGUGGCAGAUUCCUAUAAGCUUUACUUUGGCAGGGAGGAACAAAAGAGACAGCAGCGUUUUUAAUCUGUAUUUUGCUAGUAAUAGUUGAACGGGGCAAAAAUGUUCCAUCCAUCUGUUGUGAGUCCAUGUGGAAAUAAAGCCGAAACCUUCGCUCUCGCGAUUGAUCAGCUUCGACGUUUACGAAACUCGCUUUGUCACUCAGACAGGUCAGAGAUUGAUAAACCAACCUUUGACCAAUACGUGCAGCUCGCUAAAGUAGCGUUCAAAGCUCUCGGUAUCAUAACAGAUCCCACUGAUGUCAUCGGUGGAUUGACAGAGUCUGACUUUCCCACUAAACAAGUUCGCAGAUUGGAGGAACAUCUUAGACAGGAGAUCAGAUCAUAUAUCGAGUGUCUCGAGGAAGUAACAUCAGGUGUCGAAAUAUUAGUAGCACAGGGGAAUGCUAUAGGGGAAAAAGUAGAUAAACUCGCUUUGAAAAUGAAGAAGGAUCAAGAUAAAACAGGUAUAAACUGAUGAAAAACUGCAUUGUGGCACAGUCUUGUAAGCACUGCCUUGGCAAGGAAAAACAAAAGUGACAGCAGUGUUUUUACUCUGUACUUUGAAGGUAGCAAUAGCUCAACGGAGUAACUUCCAGUUUUUGCAAAAAUGCUUUGUACAUGUCUCAAAAAUCCUCUCUUCUUCCCUGAGAUGAAUUUCUUCUAUGAUCAGAGUAGCACCUUGAACAAUCUUUUUUCUUUUAUUUCAAAACAAUUUGUGCAAGAAAUAAACUGCACCCACUUUAUUUACCGGCAUUGUGACUCAUGUAGGAUGUUGUUCAAAUUAUAACUUCACGGAAAAAGCAGCAAGCUCAUAAUUGACGCUGUAUCCAUAAAACUUGAUUUUCUAGAUUUUUAGUGUGACAGUAAAAUGUACCCUUUUUUUUAAUGAUCAUUAUUUUUUUUUGCUCCUCAAACUACCGACAUUUAGCUCUUUCAUGAUUGCAUCAAUUUUUUCCUUUUAAGAUUCAAAGCCAUUCCUUCCACCAUCAAAUCUUCCCUCAAGGGUUCCACACUUCACUGGCCGUCAGAGAGAAUGUGAACGCAUUAGGCGUCACUUAACUUCCAAAAGUACCCGGAUCGUGUCCCUAUGGGGCUCGCCUGGUUUUGGUAAGACUUCUGUGGCAACUGAAGUCGGACAUCAACUCCAAACUGGUGGACUUCCCGUAUACUUCUUCUCUAUGCGACGACUUCUUUCAAAAGCCGGUUUGACUAUGCAGCUUCUGAGCUCCUGUAAAAGACACUCCACAAAAGAUCAAAUGCCUCAGCGGAUGUCCCUUGAAGACGAACUUUCCCUCUUUCUAAGCAAUAUUUCAGGUGAAUUUGUGAUAAUUCUUGACAAUGCCGAUGACUUGCUCGAAAGUGGAGCACCCAAUGUGAAGGAAGAUUUCAUCAACCUUCUGGAAGUCAUUCUUAGUCAAUUCAAGAAUUUAACAUUUCUUCUUACCACAAGGGAAUCUCUUGAAUUUAUGAAUGUGCAUUUUGAAGGCCAUCAAGCAGUAAGAAUAGGGCCAUUACACGAGUCCUUCUCUCAAACCUUAGUCGGCGGAUUACUCCCAAAAGCGACCGCGUCUGACUGCUCGAAUAUUGCAAAACUCUGCGGGUUCGUACCUUUGGCCAUGAAACUGUUCUGUUCCUCUAUUGCUGAAGAUAAUGCUCAGCCGACUCAAUUUUUAGUUAGCUUCAAGGAAUCUAUAGAAGAUAACCUGUUGGGGCUGUUGGACGAUUCAGAUUAUCCAAGCAAUCUGCGAUUGAAGUUCCUAUUUGAAUCCUCUUUUCAGAGACUCUCUCUAUCAGACAAAAAAGCCCUGGUAUCACUUAGUGUUCUUUCUGGAGAUUUUAACCACUCAGUUGCUGCAGCUGUCAUGGGUGUAAAAACAACUCUGGAGGCCAAGAAAAUCUUGCAUAGGCUUCGGAAGAAAUCCUUCCUCGACUAUAGCUUCAAACCUGAGUCAUUUUCAAUGCAUAAGUUGAUUCUGUCGUUUGUAAGGGAAAGAGGUCAAGAUGAAAUGAAAGAGGCCAUGCUGAACUCCAAAGCACGCUUGUCUGCAUUUUACGUCUCUCUUUUCGAGAAGCUAAAUAAACGGUUUUUGACAGGACAAUCCAUGGAGGCAUUUAUUGAUUUCUAUGAAGAGAAGCAGAAUAUUAUUCAGAGUCUUAUGGAGAGCUGUUCCGAUCCUAAGACAUGUGACGUUGCAUUUGGUGUCCUGACAAAAGCAGAAUUUUUUCUAGAUUCCCUUUUCUGGUGCGAGGGAAAUAUUAUGGACAAAAUUUAUGAUCACGCAACUGAAAAAGCUCAGGCGUUUGGAAAGAGCGUGUUUUACAAUCAGUUACUCGUGUCCUUGGCAUUUGGCGAAGUGACUUGGGGGAUAGAUGGAAGAUCAAUGAUGCUUCUCCGUGAAGCCGAAGGCCUUUCUUUGUCGAUAGAUGAUAAAAGAAAAAUUCUGUGUUACAGAGCCAUCUGUCAACUGGUUUCAGGCAAAAUAGACGACGGAGCUCAGAACUUGCAAGAAGCUCUUUGCUUGAUGAGUGACAGCCCGGAACAGCGAAUUCUCAGCAUAACUGCACUGCAAAUUCUUGUUACUUACUUUCUUUUCAAUAAAAAGAAAGCAACUUCACUAGAGUUUUAUACCAAAGCUUUACAUGAAUGCAGAGCAUUAGGAGACACAGGCCUUCUUGUUAUUCCUCCAGUGAUUAAUGAAGAAUUGAGAAUGAUCGAGGCAGAUAUGCCGGAACCAGACGUAACAACCACUGAACCACUUAGAUUAGAAAUGAUUGUCGUUCUUAGCAAGGCAACAGAAAAGUUCUCUGAUUAUGAAACAAAGAAAGCAAUAAGCAAAUGUGUGCUAGAGAUGUCAAAUCAAACAGAGAAACAGAUCCUCCCACAAUCCGUUGGUUUAUGGACCUUCCAGCGCAACAUCAAUUCGACACUUGAAAAUGUACUAAAUAAUCCCAAGGAAGCAUCAAAGUUGUGCGACACACGGAUCAGGUAUCAUAAAAAGGUCUUAAAAGAAAGUGGACAAGAUAUCUCAGAUGAUAAAGCUAAACCCGAAGAAAAUUUUGAUUCAAAUUUGCAUCAAGAAGAAUUAUAUAAAAGCUAUAUGGACCAAGGCAACACUCUUCUUCAGGUGCAAAACUAUCCUAGAGCCAUUCAGUCCUUUGAAUAUGCCCUAAACAUCGCAAGAGGACUCUUCAAGGAAGAACACCCAGACACAGCCAAAAGUUACUUUUCUAUCGGAGAAACACAACAUGCUUUAGGCAAUUUUUCAUCAGCACUUCAGUCCAAGCAGCGUGCUCUUGACAUAAGAGUUAAACUCUUCGGGGAAGAACACCGAGACACAGCCGAAAGUUACUUUGCUAUCGGAGUAACACAACAUGCUUUAGGAAAUUUCUCUUCAGCACUUCAGUCUGAUCAGCGUGCUCUUGACAUAAGAGUUAAACUCUUCGGGGAAGAACACCCAGACACAGCCGAAAGUUACUUUUCUAUCGGAGUAACACAACAUGCUUUAGGAAAUUUCUCGUCAGCACUUCAGUCCAAACAGCGUGCUCUUGACAUAAGAGUUAAACUCUUCUGGGAAGAACACCCAGACACAGCCAAAAGUUACUUUUCUAUCGGAGUAACACAACAUGCUUUAGGAAAUUUCUCGUCAGCACUUCAGUCCAAACAGCAUGCUCUUGACAUAAGAAUUAAACUAUUCGGGGAAGAACACCGAGACACAGCCAAAAGUUACUUUUCUAUCGGAGUAACACAACAUGCUUUAGGAAAUUUCUCGUCAGCACUUCAGUCCAAACAGUAUGCUCUUGACAUAAGAAUUAAACUCUUCGGGGAAGAAAACCGAGACACAGCCGAAAGUUACUUUUCUAUCGGAGUAACACAACAUGCUUUAGGAAAUUUCUCGUCAGCACUUCAGUCUGAUCAGCGUGCUCUUGACAUAAGAGUUAAACUCUUCGGGGAAGAACACCGAGACACAGCCGAAAGUUACUUUUCUAUCGGAGAAACACAACAUGCUUUAGGAAAUUUCUCGUCAGCACUUCAGUCCGAUCAGCGUGCUCUUGACAUAAGAGUUAAAUUCUUCGGGGAAGAACACCGAGACACAGCCGAAAGUUACUUUUCUAUCGGAUCAACACAACAUGCUUUAGGAAAUUUCUCGUCAGCACUUCAGUACGAUCAGCGUGCUCUUGACAUAAGAGUUAAACUCUUCGGGGAAGAACACCCAGACACAGCCGAAAGUUACUUUUCUAUCGGAGAAACACAACAUGCUUUAGGAAAUUUCUCGUCAGCUCUUCAGUCCAAACAGCGUGCUCUUGACAUAAGAGUUAAACUCUUCGGGGAAGAACACCCAGACACAGCCGAAAGUUACUUUUCUAUCGGAGUAACACAACAUGCUUUAGGAAAUUUCUCGUCAGCACUUCAGUCCGAUCAGCGUGCUCUUGACAUAAGAGUUAAACUCUUCGGGGAAGAACACCGAGACACAGCCGAAAGUUACUUUUCUAUCGGAGUAACACAACACGCUUUAGGAAAUUUCUCGUCAGCACUUCAGUCCCAUCAGCGUGCUCUUGACAUAAAAGUUAAACUCUUCGGGGAAGAACACCCAGACACAGCCGAAAGUUACUUUUCUCUCGGAGUAACACAACAUGUUUUAGGAAAUUUCUCGUCAGCACUUCAGUCCUAUCAGCAUGCUCUUGACAUAAGAGUUAAACUCUUUGGGGAAGAACACCGAGACACAGCCGAAAGUUACUUUUCUAUCGGAGUAACACAACAUGCUUUAGGAAAUUUCUCGUCAGCACUUCAGUCCGAUCAGCGUGCUCUUGACAUAAGAGUUAAACUCUUCGGGGAAGAACACCGAGACACAGCCGAAAGUUACUUUUCUAUCGGAGCAACACAACACACUUUAGGAAAUUUCUCGUCAGCACUUCAGUCCUAUCAGCGUGCUCUUCACAUAAGAGUUAAAAUCUUCGGGGAAGAACACCGAGACACAGCCGAAAGUUACUUUAAUCUCGGAGUAACACAACAUGCUUUAGGAAAUUUCUCCUCAGCACUUCAGUCCAAACAGCGUGCUCUUGACAUAAGAGUUAAACUCUUCGGGGAAGAACACCGAGACACAGCCGAAAGUUACUUUUCUAUCGGAGUAACACAACAUGCUUUAGGGAAAUUUCUCGUCAGCACUUCAGUCCAAACAGCAUGCUCUUGA
This is a messenger RNA of Pocillopora meandrina, 6039 nucleotides long. NCBI's taxonomy places the organism in Eukaryota, Metazoa, Cnidaria, Anthozoa, Scleractinia, Pocilloporidae. The record is from the annotation of a GenBank genome assembly.